AUGAAGACAUGCAAAAAAUUCUCCUUUCAAGAUCAAGAUGAACACUUGGAAGUAACGAUAGAAGAGACAAUUCAACAAGAUUAUGGAUUAUAUAUUUGGCCGUCUGCUCCUGUUCUUGCACAGUAUGUAUGGCACAAUCGGCAAAAACUUCAAAGUAAAUCUGUACUGGAGAUAGGAGCUGGAACUUCUUUACCUGGAAUUGUUGCCGCUCGCUGCGGUGCCAAUGUCAUUUUAUCCGAUAGCCAGCAACUCGUCGAUGCUCUAGAUGCUUGUAACACCAACCUAAAAUUGAAUAACAUUGACAAUGGUGUCGUUUUAGGAAUAACCUGGGGUCAGAUAUCAUCAACUCUGCUAGAGUUACCUGCAAUGGAUAUCAUUCUUGGUUCAGAUUGUUUUUACGAUAGUCAAGAUUUCGAGGACAUUUUAGUUACUGUCCAUGCAAUAAUGCAACAAAAUCCAAAUUGUCAAUUCUGGACGACAUAUCAACAAAGAAGUUGUAACAGAACAAUCGAACAUUUAUUGCGCAAAUGGGACUUUAAAUGUCAACUAGUACCCUUGCAGUCUUUUCAUGCGGAUGGCAGCGAUAUUGCCGGCUUUGGGAUGCUUAAUAGCCCUACGGUUGAAAUGCUGAAAAUUACUAUGCAUAUACCAAUUCGGAAUGGGGAUAACUAUGUCACAGACUACUUCCUGACACGUUUACUAGUCUAA
Molecule: messenger RNA, 708 nt
Organism: Trichoplax adhaerens
Lineage: Eukaryota; Metazoa; Placozoa; Uniplacotomia; Trichoplacea; Trichoplacidae
Exons: 6
Coding region: 1-708 (235 amino acids)
Cellular component (GO): cytoplasm; nucleus
Source: RefSeq, a predicted model, not a curated record